AAGCCGAGCAGGGUUUGGAGCUAAGGCAGCGGGGAGUGGGGACAGCGCCGUCCGCUGCGAUGAUUCCCCCGCAGGAGGCUUCCGCCCGGCGGCGGGAGAUCGAGGACAAACUAAAGCAGGAGGAGGAGACGCUGUCGUUUAUCCGAGACAGCCUGGAGAAGAGCGACCAGCUCACUAAGAACAUGGUGUCUAUCCUGUCGUCCUUUGAGAGCCGACUCAUGAAGCUGGAGAAUUCUAUCAUCCCCGUGCACAAGCAGACCGAGAACCUGCAGAGGCUUCAGGAGAAUGUGGAAAAGACGUUAUCCUGCCUGGACCAUGUUAUCAGCUACUACCACGUAGCCAGCGACACGGAGAAGAUCAUCCGAGAGGGCCCCACAGGUCGGCUGGAAGAAUACCUGGGAAGUAUGGCCAAGAUCCAGAAGGCUGUGGAGUAUUUUCAGGACAACAGCCCAGACAGCCCAGAGCUCAACAAAGUGAAGCUGCUGUUUGAGCGAGGGAAGGAGUCACUGGAGUCGGAGUUCCGCAGUCUGAUGACCCGGCACAGCAAGGUGGUCUCCCCUGUGCUCAUCCUGGAUCUCGUCAGUGCUGAUGACGAACUGGAGGUCCAGGAGGAUGUGGUCCUGGAGCAUCUGCCUGAGAGCGUGCUCAAAGAUGUGGUCCGCAUCUCCCGCUGGCUGGUGGAAUACGGUCGGAACCAAGACUUCAUGAAUGUCUACUACCAGAUCCGCUCCAGCCAGCUGGACCGCUCCAUCAAGGGUCUGAAGGAGCAUUUUCGCAAAAGCAGUUCCUCCUCUGGGGUUCCCUACUCCCCCGCCAUCCCCAAUAAGAGGAAAGACACGCCCACCAAGAAGCCCAUCAAGCGGCCAGGGACGAUCCGUAAGGCUCAGAACCUUCUGAAACAGUAUUCCCAGCAUGGUCUAGAUGGGAAAAAGGGGGGCUCUAACCUCAUUCCUCUGGAAGGUCACGAGCAUGAUUUCCGAGUUAAGCACCUGUCGGAGGCCCUGAACGACAAGCACGGGCCACUGGCUGGGAGAGACGACAUGUUGGAUGUGGAGACGGACGCCUACAUUCACUGCAUCAGCGCCUUUGUCAAGCUGGCCCAGAGUGAAUACCGGCUGCUGAUGGAAAUCAUCCCUGAGCAUCACCAGAAGAAAACCUUUGACUCCUUGAUACAGGAUGCCCUGGAUGGGCUGAUGCUUGAAGGGGAGAACAUUGUGUCUGCUGCCAGGAAAGCCAUCAUCCGCCAUGACUUCUCCACAGUGCUCACUGUCUUCCCCAUCCUGCGGCACCUCAAGCAGACCAAGCCUGAGUUUGACCAGGUGCUCCAGGGCACAGCAGCCAGCACAAAGAACAAGCUGCCGGGCCUCAUCACUUCCAUGGAGACCAUUGGGGCCAAAGCUCUAGAAGACUUUGCUGAUAACAUCAAGAAUGAUCCAGACAAGGAAUACAACAUGCCGAAAGACGGCACCGUUCAUGAGCUCACAAGCAACGCCAUCCUGUUCCUACAGCAGCUUCUCGACUUCCAGGAGACAGCAGGUGCCAUGCUGGCCUCCCAAGUUCUUGGGGACACAUACAAUAUUCCUUUAGACCCCCGAGAAACCAGCUCUUCGGCCACCAGCUACAGCUCCGAGUUCAGCAAGCGGCUGCUGAGCACCUACAUCUGCAAAGUCUUGGGCAACCUGCAGCUGAACUUACUAAGCAAGUCCAAGGUGUACGAGGAUCCAGCGCUGAGCGCCAUCUUCCUACACAACAACUACAACUACAUCCUCAAGUCCCUGGAGAAGUCCGAGCUGAUCCAGCUGGUGGCUGUGACCCAAAAGACUGCUGAGCGUUCCUACCGGGAACACAUCGAGCAGCAGAUCCAGACCUACCAGCGCAGCUGGCUAAAGGUGACUGACUACAUCUCGGAGAAGAAUCUACCUGUGUUCCAGCCUGGAGUCAAGCUUCGGGACAAGGAGCGGCAGAUGAUUAAGGAACGUUUCAAGGGGUUCAAUGAUGGACUCGAAGAACUGUGCAAGAUUCAGAAGGCCUGGGCCAUUCCAGACACAGAGCAGAGAGACAAGAUUCGACAGGCUCAGAAAAACAUUGUCAAGGAGACCUAUGGGGCCUUUCUGCACAGGUAUGGCAGCGUGCCCUUCACCAAAAACCCGGAGAAAUACAUCAAGUACCGCGUGGAGCAGGUGGGCGACAUGAUUGAUCGCCUUUUCGACACCUCUGCUUGAGUCUGCCAGUGUUUCUGCCCAGUUCUACCGGCAUGCCUAGCAUGUCAUCGGACUCAUAAACCAGUGGUAACACACUUC
Mus pahari (shrew mouse) is the source of this 2300-nucleotide messenger RNA. It is a transcript of the gene Exoc7, whose product is annotated as exocyst complex component 7. Lineage: Eukaryota; Metazoa; Chordata; Mammalia; Rodentia; Muridae. Gene Ontology annotation, biological process: exocytosis. The transcript is spliced from 21 exons. The coding region runs from base 60 to 2222 and encodes 720 amino acids. Gene Ontology annotation, cellular component: exocyst. The record is from RefSeq and is a predicted model, not a curated record. Gene Ontology annotation, molecular function: phosphatidylinositol-4,5-bisphosphate binding.